AACGAGAGAGGUGAUCGGGUUUCUACUGGACGAAGCUCUCCUGGUGUUGGAUGUUCUUUUUUUCCCCCCUGGCUUUUCAUUGACUUCGUGAAAUUACUUUUAAGACCCAUGGAAGUUUGAUAAAAGGUGAUGAAAUGGAUUUGAUGAGAAAAUGUGGCCGCGUGCUGGUUUUACUCAGCGUCUCUGUGUGCGCAUCAAAGCUUCUGGGCGACAUUUACGAGCCCAGAGGCCAGCAAAUAUGCAAGCGCGGCACUGAGAAGCCCUGCUAUAAAAUCGCCUAUUUUCAAGACACUCGGCGUAAACUCAACUUUGAAGAUGCGAGUCGAGCCUGCAGGAGUGAUGGUGGAGACCUUCUCAGUAUUGAGUCUAAGACUGAGCAGACACUGAUAGAGAACUUCAUCCAUGAACUGAAAGCAUCAGACGGAGACUUCUGGAUCGGGCUCCGUAGGGAUCAAGGCUAUGAGGAGAUCAACGGAGACUGUCCUUCUCAAUACUACUGGCUGGAUGGAAGCCGAGCAACCUUCAGGAACUGGCACUGGGAUGAGCCUUCUUGUGGAUUUGAGGUGUGUGUAGUGAUGUACCAUCAGCCCUCUGCUCCUCCAGGUCAGGCUGGACCUUACAUGUUCCAGUGGAAUGAUGACAAUUGUGAAACCAAAAACAACUUUAUCUGCAAGUACACCAAAGAUAAUCCUCCAGCACCCGUUCCUGCAGAAAAUAGAACAUUUGAAGGUGCUCUUCCGACACCCAGAAUACCCCAAAACCCCUCUGUCACAGACAAGGAUGAUGGCAUGAGGGUGGUCGUAUCUGAACCUCCAGACAACGUUCUUAAUAUUGCUUACAUUGUGCUGCCAACCAUCCCACUUCUGCUGCUGUUGAUUGUGGCGACGAAUGUUUUCUGCUUUAAGCUGUUCACAAAGAGGAUGAAACAACAGACUGAGACCCCUCCAAAGGAGCCAGGAUACUGGGCCGCUGGAGAAAGAUGCAACAGCCCAAGCCCUGACGUCUAUAACGUCAUCCGAAGGCAGCAUGAAUCAGACCUGGCCGGCACGCGGCCUGACAUCAAGAACACUUCCUUCCUGGGUUCUUCUCCAGACACUCCACCUGGAGAUUACGACAACUUGGCAGGCCGGGACACUGAAAGUGGUUUUGUGACACUGACCAGCACUGAGAGCGGCUUUGUGACCAACGAUUUGUAUGACACACUGCAAGGCCGUGGAAGUGGGAGAUAUUACAGAGACCAGGGAUGGAUGGAUGAAUUAUAUGGCUACUGAUAUGAAAGGUGAACAUUAGCAUUUAACUGCAUAUUCUCCUGUAAAAAUUAUGUCUUACCCGAGUAUUUCCUUGGUGCCAGAUAUCCAAUAUUAUCUAUUUCAGUAUAGGUUAUCAAAUCAGGAGGACGCUAGAGCUCAAAAGAGGCCUGGAUGUGUGUACCCUGUACUGUAUUAAAUGAAUG
Messenger RNA from Sinocyclocheilus anshuiensis, 1453 nucleotides. Its product is annotated as layilin-like. The record is from RefSeq and is a predicted model, not a curated record. The coding region runs from base 135 to 1271 and encodes 378 amino acids. The transcript is spliced from 8 exons. Lineage: Eukaryota; Metazoa; Chordata; Actinopteri; Cypriniformes; Cyprinidae.